Gasterosteus aculeatus aculeatus (three-spined stickleback) is the source of this 2338-nucleotide messenger RNA. It is a transcript of the gene aldh3a2b, whose product is annotated as aldehyde dehydrogenase 3 family, member A2b. The record is from RefSeq and is a predicted model, not a curated record. Gene Ontology annotation, cellular component: cytoplasm. Gene Ontology annotation, biological process: aldehyde metabolic process. Gene Ontology annotation, molecular function: aldehyde dehydrogenase (NAD+) activity; 3-chloroallyl aldehyde dehydrogenase activity. NCBI's taxonomy places the organism in Eukaryota, Metazoa, Chordata, Actinopteri, Perciformes, Gasterosteidae.
AGGCCCCGCCCCCUGUGGGCGGGACCUAACGGGGAAGAGAGGUUCGUGUUUACUUGCUGUCUUCGCCUUUCAUCCUGUCUGCUACGAGCUGUCCCUCCAGACGGGACAUCGAGACAUUGACCCUACCGCGCUAUUGACCAGGAUGUCCCGGGAGCAGCAGGCAGUGGCUCGUGCCAGGAAAGCCUUUGACACCGGCAGGUCCAAAAGCUUAGAGUACCGUGUUCGCCAACUGAAGAACCUGCAGCGGUUAUUCACCGAGAAACAGAAGGUGAUUUCAGAUGCCAUCAAGAAAGACCUCAAUAAGAGCGAGGUGGGCACCCAGCUGUACGAGACUCUGGGUCUGGAGGGGGAGAUCAGCCUGGCCAUCAAGAAGCUGAAGGAGUGGGCCGCCCCUCGGCCCGUGGGGAAGAACCUGAUGACCAUCUCGGACAGCGUGUACAUCAAGCCGGAGCCGCUCGGCGUGGUGCUCAUUAUCGGGGCCUGGAACUACCCCUGGGCCGUCACCAUCCAGCCGCUCAUAGGAGCCAUCGCAGCUGGUAAUGCGGCCGUGGUCAAGCCGUCCGAAGUCUGUGUUCACACUGCAAAGGUCAUGGAGGACCUGCUGCCGCUUUACAUCGACAAAGAGCUUUACCCCGUAGUAACCGGCGGCGUGCCGGAGACCCAGGAGCUGCUGCGUCAGAGGUUCGAUCACAUCUUCUACACGGGCAACAGCACGGUGGGCAAACUGAUCAUGGAGGCCGCAGCCAAAAACCUGACGCCCGUCACCCUGGAGCUGGGCGGCAAGAGCCCCUGCUACAUCGACAAGGCCUGUGACAUCGCCAUAGCCUGCCGGCGCGUUGCCUGGGGAAAGUACACCAACUGUGGUCAGACCUGCAUCGCCCCAGACUACGUCCUGUGUGAGCCCAGCAUCCAGGACCGGGUCAUAGAAGAGGUCAAGAAGUCCAUAAAGGAGUUCUAUACCGACAACCCAAAGAACUGUCCUGACUACGGACGCAUCAUCAACCAGCGCCACUUCAAGAGGAUAAUGAACAUGUUGGAAGACAGCACCGUCGCCGCAGGAGGAGACAACGACGAGUCCGACUGCUACAUCGCUCCCACGGUUCUGCGGGACGUGAAGCCAGAGGCGAAGGUGAUGCAGGAGGAGAUAUUUGGACCUCUGCUUCCCAUCAUGCCGGUCAAUGGCCUGGACGAAGCCAUCAAGUUCAUCAAUAAAGGAGAGAAACCUCUGGCCCUCUAUGUCUUCUCAUCAGAUGACAAGGUGAUCAACAGGAUGACAGACGAGACCUCCAGCGGAGGACUGCUGGCCAACGACUGCCUCGUGCACUUUUCUGUCAACUCGCUGCCGUUUGGAGGAGUAGGAAACAGUGGUAUGGGCUGCUACCACGGCAAGUUCAGCUUCGACCAGCUGAGCCACCUGCGCGGCUGCCUCAUCAAGCAGCUGAAAAUGGAGGGCGUGAACAGCAUGCGCUACCCGCCUCACACGGCCAAGAAGCUGGGCUGGGCGCGCUUUUUCAUCCUGAACAACGUGGACGCGGGCUGGAUCGGGCGGAUGGCCCUCGUCGCCGUGCUGGUUGUGGUGGCUGCCGUUGUGCUGCAGAAUUAUCUGGGUUGAAGACGUCUCGCUGCUUCAAAGACAACAUGUGAUCUGUCUGAAGAAAACAACGUCUGUAGGAAUCAGAUCAGCAUCUGCUCAGGAACGCCUUAAUUAGGGAAAUGUUGCUAUGAUGCCUUAAUUAUUAAUUAAUUAAUUAAUUAAUUAAUCAUUAUUAAUUAUAUUUAUUUUUCAAUAACCGUCAGAAGUUUCAAUGGAGCCAAUAUCUUAUUUUCAUGAAGGUAAUUAUUUAUGUAUGGCUCUUAAAUUUGUGUUCAGAAUCGAUAUGUUCCGUUUAAUCACGUUUACAUAUUUUAAAAACACUUUAAAUUCACUUUAAAACAUUCUGCUGUGAUUUUGCUAUUGGUUAUUUUAAAAAAUUGCAAAAUGAGUUCAUAUCACAGUAAGAAAAUACUCUGUGAACUGUGAUACGAACAGAUUUUGCAGGAUUUAAUAACAAUCAAUGAAUGUUCAAUGUAACAAAUGAAGUUAGUUGCAUUUUUUGAGAAUUAAUCAGUUUUUAUUGUUUAUCUACUGUUCACUUUGUGUCUAUUCCAUUUCAAUGAUGGUUCAGCUAAUAACUGAACAUAAAACAUUACAUUUCUGUCACGCCUAUAACAAAUGAAGUAACCUUGUAACAUGUAGUGGUCUUAAAGGAACACCGUUGAAAGAUUUUUAGUUAUUACUACACAUGUAUUUAUAUAUUGGAUUAAUAUUCGAUAAAAAUAUUUCUACAUGUAUCAGUUA